CUCUAUCUAAUUUUGAAUUUGGUACACCAAUAUUAAAAAAAAAAAAUAAUAAUCCACUAACUAAACUAUUGUAAAAGAGAAGUUUAUAUCGCCAUAAAACACUUUAGAACAAAAAAUCUCAAGAAUUCAGAAAAUAUUCAUUGAGUAUAAGGAUUUUAAAAUUCCAAAAAUCAGAAUUUUAAUACAUUUAUUAUUAAAUCAAAAAUUGAGAGUAAGCAUGCUUAGUUAGCUAUAUAUAGGUGACAUUUACACUUAUUUUUUUCUUAAAACUUUAGCAACAAUUUGUUCUUAUUGUUGUAUAUACAUAUACAUUAAUAUUAAUUAUUUUUACCAGCAUACUGAAGCCACCUUUCUAGAAAAACCUCGAGUGUUCAGGAAGUCUAGCUUGGGGGGUCUGCUCUACAAUUUCAAAUAACCCAAUGUACCUAUAAUAAUCUUCAAUUUCAUUAAAUCUAUCUUUGUUCAUGCUGUUCCACUCAGAUAUUAAACAAAGAAAUGCAGGUGAACCUCUAGGUUCAAAAAUAUUUCCAUUACUAUUCAAUUAAUACAUAUUGUAUGACUCCAAAUUUCCAACACUGAAAUAGCUCAACACGCGGAUGAUUGUGAAAAGUUUAAAGUGCUAAUGAAACUGAAAAUGUAACCAAAAACAUCCAAUCUCAUCUCAACAAAAUCUAAACAUUUGAUUGUUUAGGUACAACAUAAUUGAUUGGUUUUACUAAUUAAGAUGACAGUUCUGAUAGGUAUAUAAGUAAUAAGUAUUAACCACUGUGGCACUGUCCACCUAAUUGCAGAAAAUUGAUACAUUCCACUUUUACAUAAAUUAUAAUUCUCAAAAUAUUAAGACUAAUUGUAAGCUUUUAUAGACAUUUUGAAUUUUUUAGUUGUUUUUUAUCUAAAUGUUGAUAAAAUAUCACAUGGGUAAGUAUUGUACUUUUAGCAGUUUCAAAUAUAUAGGCACUGUUUUUUUUGAUAAGCGUUUGAAGUUUAAACUUUACGGUGAAGUUUUGCAAACUUAUAUUGUUAAACAUACAAUUAUUAUCAAAUAAUUGUGUAAGCAAUGGCCACAUAUUAUUGUACCUAACACAGGCAAUACAGAUAACAUUUCAGUUCAACUACAAUAGGUACAAUUGUAUUUUUAUGUAUAUUGAAGUAAGUAUAACAAUAAUCAAAUUAUUAAUUAAUAAACAAUUCAUAUUUAAAUAUUUAGAAAAAAAUUUAUAAUUUUUUAGUUAAGCAUGUAAUAAUUUAGAAGGUCUUUCACAAAUAUCAAUUUCAGAUUUUUUUCAUAAAUACUAGUAUUUAUAAUCAAUGCUAUUAUUCAAUGACUACUUAUUCAAUAAUAUAUUACAUAAUAAAAAAAUGCACGUGUAUUUCUAUAAAAACCACAGUAACAACGAGAUACGACUAUAAAGACAUUACAGAAAAAUAAAUUAUCGUGUUGGUUUCGAAUACGGAAUAAGAUUAUUGUUUGAAAAGCAGUAAGCACACCUUUACUAUGAAUACCAAUCAGGAACUUAUAGGUACAAGGUACUAUUAAAGGUUCUCUCUUUGAGAGAAUGUUAAUUACAUGGCAUUCAUGUAGGUACUAGGUACCUAUAUUAAUUGUUUUCCAUCCCUGCCCGUCCGCCGCACCUAUGCGCAACAUUUGAAUAAAGGGGUUAAAGUGACUACUCAGUGCCCCUACCACUGACAGUGGUUAAAAAGCGUCCCCUUUAACAAAUUAGUAUUUUAUACAUUAGAAAUUAUACAUAAAAUGAUGUAUAGAACGCUCAAUACUAUAUGGAGACAUUAGUCUUCUCUAGAAUUUUUUUUCCACUUUAAACCCUGCACAUGAUAUUUGCGUUUCUCAGAACCAAUCUUGCAUUGUUGUUAUGUUCUGAGAUUUAAUAUAAUGAAUUAAACAUUUAAACUAUUAUCAAACUUGAUUAGAUUAAAAUGCUAAUUAGAACAUCUGAUUUCUGGCUUUAACUAAUAUUUUUAUAAUUUUAAACCAAGUUAUGAGCGUUCUUUAAGAUUGCAUUAUUUUUUAUACGAGCUAGUAUUAAAUUUAGUACUUAUUAGUUAUUAUUUAUACUCUCCAAUAUUGAAGCUAACAACACAAAUUACAAUAUUGACUCUACUCAAGUAAGUAGGUAGGUACUAUAAAGACUUAACGCAUAUAGGUAAGUACUUAUAUGGAAUGUUGCAAGGGCCAAGGUGGGUGGUGGGUCUGAGACUCGGAGGAAGAAAACUAUAUCUGGGAUGACCAGUGGUCGAAGUGCCCCCUCCACUUUUGUUGAGACUCUUCGAGAGCUGGGGAUGACAUAUAUGUCUAUUUCUGACAUACCUACCUUUCUCAUUUGUGAAGAAGAAUUUUAUGGAGAUUACAUUUUUUUGAAAUUCGAAAUUAGAAUGAACUAAGGUCAUCCCUCUCAGAAGUCAUCACAGAAUAGAAUACGAAAUUAAGCCUACUGAAUUCAAUACCUAAUAGUUAUACGAUUAUUAAUAAUUUACUAUAAUAUCAAAUCAACAGUUAAGGUUAAGUGAUUGUAACCAUUGAUUCAAUUCUAAAAUUCAUAAUAUUACAUCGGUGGAAAAGAAAUCGAGCAAACUAUAAUGUUGCAUAAUUCAUUUCGUCGAGGUCUUCACCCUUGCUACAUAAUAUGGUGUUAUCAAAAAGUUUAAUGAAAAGUACCUAACCGUGAUGAUGUCUCAACAUUUGUACCAAUCAAUUCAAUCCGUUCUCAAUCGUCGAUAUGUCGAAUGUUCGACUUCGAACGAUGUAAACAAUUUUACUUAACUAAUCUUUUGGAUUUUUUUUUUUAUUGACACACUGGUAUUUUAACAAGACCAUUCCGUGUUUGAACGGCGUGUUAGAUUAUUUACGUAUACAAUGUUACCAUGCGUGGUUUUUUGUUUGGUUUUAUGUAUCACCACCAAUGUCACAAGGGCGGCAAAUAUAUUGGUUUUCAUGCCAUUACCGAUUAAAAGCCAUGUCCGAGGAUUCCAACCGUUGUUCGAAGAAUUGUCAAACCGAGGGCACAAUGUAACCGUGGUCAGUUCAUUCCCUCUAGAUCGUCCAGUUGCCAACUAUACAGAUAUAGGGUCAUUCGUUGACAAAACAAGAGUACUUUUCGUUUCAGGGAGAAACGUAAUGGAUUUGGUAAGCAUGAACUUUGUAACAUCGGUUCAGUUGAAAUGGCGCAUUUGCAUACAACUAUCGGAAAUGGUCAUGUCGCAUAGAAAGAUGAAACAAUUCGUUCAAUCGAGUUCAAACUCGUUCGAUUUGAUUAUGGUCGAAACAUUCGGCCAAGAGUAUGCUGUAGCCAUGGGUCACAAAUUCAACGCCCCCGUAAUUAAUCUAGCACCAGCGAUGAUCUGGGCAAGUAUCAGCAAAUGGCUGCACGUCCCUUCGACGUUUUCGUACAUACCGGAUGCGUGUACCCAAUCGACCAGCGACAUGGGUUUCAUCGAACGUCUGAAGAACUCCAUUACUGGAUUCAUGCAAUUAUAUGUAGAAAAUUACUUGUAUUUACCCAAAACGAAGGAAGUGAUGGACACAUACCUCAAGUACAGGGGCUGGGAAUCCAGGCCUCCACUCGAGCAUAUGUUGAACAAUAUAUCCCUAACACUGGUAAACUCUCAUAACGCGAUUGGUAUAUCUAGAGCAUACCUUCCGGGCAUCAUUGAAGUGGGUGGGAUGCACAUCAAAGACCCAAAACCUCUGCCCAAAAAUCUUCAAACAUUUUUAGAUACAGCAAAUGAAGGAGUAAUAUUUUUUAGUUUUGGUACACUAGUUAAUUUAAAUGACUUACCUAAAGCCAAAUUGAAAGUUUUUAUUAGCGUUCUUGGAAGAUUAAAACAAAAAGUAAUAAUAAAAUGGAUACCUGAUGAUAAUAAUGUAAAGCUGUCUCAAAACAUCAUGACUGGUUCAUGGUUUCCACAAAGAGAUAUUUUAGCUCAUCCUAAUGUAAUACUUUUCAUUACUCAUGGAGGAUUACAUAGCUUAGAAGAAACCGUUUGUAAUGCAAAACCUAUAGUUGGAAUACCAUUUUUCGCCGAACAGAAUUUCAACAUGAAAAUAGUUGAGGAAAAAGGUUAUGGUAAACUGGUAAAUUUUUUUGAAAUUACUGAAGAAUCCUUUGGAAAUGCCAUUGAAGAAGUCUUGUCUAAUGUCACGUUUAAAGAGAAGGCAAUAAUACAGAGUCUGGUGUACAAAGAUCAACCGAUGAAACCCCUAGAUCGUGCUGUUUACUGGGUCGAGUAUGUUAUUCGGUAUGGUGGAGCUGGACAUUUAAAAAGUGACUCCAUAGGGUUAAAUGAUUUACAGUAUUUUUUGUUUGACAUAUCAUUAAUUGUACUACUAUCUUUUGGACUGAUUGCUUGGUUAUGUUAUUUUUUAUUUGUAAAAAUUAUGUCUUAAAAUGUAAAAACAAUUUAAUGACUUUAAAACUUAUUAUAAAUACUACAUAUUACACUAUA
This is a messenger RNA of Myzus persicae (green peach aphid), 4461 nucleotides long. RefSeq names its product UDP-glucuronosyltransferase 2A2-like. Lineage: Eukaryota; Metazoa; Arthropoda; Insecta; Hemiptera; Aphididae. The coding region runs from base 2873 to 4402 and encodes 509 amino acids. The record is from RefSeq and is a predicted model, not a curated record. The transcript is spliced from 5 exons. Gene Ontology annotation, molecular function: UDP-glycosyltransferase activity.